UAUCGUAAUAAAAUCAAAAACGAGUGAGAGAAACAGAAAUAAAGUCGAACCGGGGCUCAUCUCUAUCUCAUGACCUGCCUCUGCAACUCUCAUGGACUCCUCCAACGCCCCACCUUCAGCUAAUGGUCCUCCCCCAAAACCGUGGGAGAGAGCAGGCUCAUCAUCGGGUCCUGCACCUUUCAAACCCCCAUCAGCUGGAAGCACAAGUGAUGUAGUGGAGGCUUCAGGAACUGCUAGACCUGGAGAAAUAGUAUCAAGUGCUGACAGAAGUACCCCUAAUAAUAGAAAUACUCUCGGUAGGCCUGUUCCCUCUAGGCCUUGGGAGCAGAACUAUGGAAGUAGCAACACUUAUGGAGGAUAUGAUUCUACUACAAACUAUAACACAGGUUAUGGAACUGGAAUGUCCGGAGUGACUGGAAUGUCUGGGACGUAUGGUUCUUAUGGUGGAACUGGAGGAUUAUAUGGUGGAACUGGAGGACUAUAUGGAGGAGGGAUGUAUGGCAACAGCAUGUAUAGGGGAGGGUAUGGUGGGGCAGGUGGGCUUUAUGGUGGGUCAUCUGGGAUGUAUGGAGCUGGGUCGAUGUAUGGAGGUGGAAUGUACAAUAGUGGUAUGGGAGGCCCAAUGGGUGGUUAUGGAAUGGGCAUGGGUGGUCCUUAUGGAGGUCAAGAUCCAAAUGAUCCAUACGGUGCUCCUCCAUCUGCGCCAGGGUUUUGGGUUUCCGCACUCCAUGUGCUGCAAGGUGUGGUAAGCUUUUUCGGUCGGAUUGCAAUUCUGAUAGACCAAAACACCCAGGCUUUCCACUUGUUCAUGACCGCUCUACUUCAGCUUUUUGAUCGCUCUGGUCUAUUAUACGGUGAGCUAGCUAGGUUUGUAUUGAGGAUAUUGGGAGUCAGAACAAAACCCAAGAUGGGCCCUCCAUCAGGUCCCAAUGGGCUCCCGUUCCAUGGGCCAAACGGUGCACCUGAGAACCGAAACUAUAUCGAGGGACCAAAGGCCGCUCCUAGUGGCUCCUGGGAUAAUGUUUGGGGAAAUGAUACCAGUAAAUGAUGAGGUAAUACAAAUUAUUGUCAUUUGAUUGGCUUGUGAAUCUUUGCUCCCAUUCAGAGAAACAGAAGAAAGACGGAAAUGUCACUCGACUCCUCAUUUUUAGUGAAAACCUGUGCGAAUUUGUUCGUAGGAGUCAAUUAAUCUCUGCAACUCAUACCAAAGCCGGUUUGUGGGUUAUUAGAUGGACAAGGAAGUGCAGGAAAAUAAUGUAUGGUAAAGCUUUGUAUCAUGGAUUUGAAAAAGAUAAGUUGCAGUCUAAAAGUUGGUUUGUAUUUGAUUAUAUUCAUACCAGCCUGAUUCUGCCUUUUAUGCAUAUAUUACAGACUUUUACAAUAAAUAUCGUUCUUAACUUC
Messenger RNA from Fragaria vesca subsp. vesca, 1401 nucleotides. RefSeq lists its product as uncharacterized. The coding region runs from base 92 to 1048 and encodes 318 amino acids. Lineage: Eukaryota; Viridiplantae; Streptophyta; Magnoliopsida; Rosales; Rosaceae. The record is from RefSeq and is a predicted model, not a curated record. Gene Ontology annotation, cellular component: peroxisomal membrane; peroxisome; peroxisomal importomer complex. The transcript is spliced from 5 exons. Gene Ontology annotation, biological process: protein import into peroxisome matrix, docking.